This is a messenger RNA of Lasiosphaeria miniovina, 456 nucleotides long. RefSeq lists its product as uncharacterized. Lineage: Eukaryota; Fungi; Ascomycota; Sordariomycetes; Sordariales; Lasiosphaeriaceae. The transcript has 3 exons. The coding region runs from base 1 to 456 and encodes 151 amino acids. The record is from RefSeq and is a predicted model, not a curated record.
AUGACGGAACCAGAGACGUUCGACGACGAGCUCUUCGCCGAUCUCUAUAACGACGAUGAACCGUCGUCGGCAAAGCCGGCCUCCGCGCCAGCCCAGGACCAAUACUCAGCCGCCCCAGCGGCUGCGGAAAACCGCCAGUACGAAAUGACUGUCGACACGAAUCAAUAUCAAGAGCGAAACAACGGAGGGGAUUCGCAUUGGAAUAACGAACAAGGCGAGGACGACGACGAUGACGAUGUCGACUUCAACCUCGGAGACGGCCCAGUGGUUGCCCCUGCUGCGGGCGCACAUCACCACCAAGACGACAGCAAACAGAACUUUUUCCACAAUUCCCCCGCAGCUGCGGCGCCUGUCAAGGGCCCAAACUCUAAGGAAGACGGCUAUAUGCUUCCGCCACUGGACACUCCAACUGUUCGAGAGGAUUCUUGGGCGGAACACUGGCGGUGGACUCGGUAA